UCAAAUCGUAGCAGCUAAUACAGCGUUGGCAGCUGUUAUUUGUUUGCAUUGAAAAUAGAAAACGCAAUUUUAACUCGAUUAUAGUUGGAUAUAUCCUCAAUAUAAAAGAAUAUACUAAAAUUUAAUUUAAUUAAUUAAAAUUUAAGACAGUGAAAUGGAUUCCAAAAGUGCAAUGCAAUCAAAUCCUAGUCUUAGCCAAUAUUUCGCAGAUGAUCCGCCAAGCUUUUUUGAUGAAUUGGCAAACAACAGCACACAGAAGGAUAGUGUAGACAACGUUACCGGCACAGCACCAGUAGCACCGCCACGUACAAAUCAAAAACCGCAACCAGCACCGAGCAAUUUGACAGCGCAUACAUUUAGCGGUGCUUUUAAAGCGCCGGAAUAUGUAGAGAACGCUUUGGACGGUGAAGAUGAUCUCAAAGUUUCAGAGUAUGUACGAAAUUUCUGGGAGCCAGCAACUAGUGAGCAUGGUGGUGUACGUCCGCCAUUGCUAACAACACCGGGCAUACAAACGCCAAAUGAUUUGCCGGACUUAAUAGCCGAGGCAGUGCUGAAACAUUUAGGCGAAGCUGAGUUGUCACAACGCGAUAUACUCGGCAUAGACAGUGUUACACAGGAUGAGCGUGGUUUGCGUACCUUAAUCAGCGCAGGUUGCUACCGUGCGGCAGUAAAUCUAACUGGACGUUUAUUGACAAUUUAUGGACAGGGUUAUGGACGUGCAGGACAACCGGCCAAACAUUCACCACACUCACUGCAGUUAUGGUUCACACGCUUGGCCUUGUUAGCUAAACUGGGUGAAUUCGAACUUUUACAGGCGGAAGCAGAACCAUUCGAACAGCUCAAUCGUCCGGAUGUUUACUAUGAGUUCUACCCCGAAAUGUAUAAUGGCAAAACGGGUUCGAUAGCUUGCUUCUCAUUUCGUUUACUACUCGCUGAGUUGCCCAUUUAUUUGAAUAAUCCACACUUGGGUUUAGAUCGACUCUCCGAACUGUAUGUGAUAUGUAAUGAAAUACGUAGAUAUUUCAGCGGACGUGAGCCUAAAGAAGCUGAGCAAUUUUGGUGGCGUCGUGAGAUGCGUGUGCUACAUGCCAUAGUCAAUUGUGCGCUGAUAAUGAAAAAGUUCAAUUUAAUUGAUGACAUCAUACGCGGCAUGAUAUUGGAAAAGAAUGAUUUAAGUAAAGAAGAACGUCGCGCCUUGUAUUCGGCAUGGGGACGCAUUUACCUGCAAAUUGGUGACAUAUUUGGUGCUGAACAAAAAUUUGCCGAGGCGCGUCGCAUGCGCGAAAUCAAUUCCACAGCGGACUUACGUGACUUGGUCGACAAAGGUCUAAUUACCGUAGCCGAAAAUGAUUUCCGUGGCGCUUAUGCGAUUUUCCAAAAGGCUUUACACUUAGAAUCCGGCAACACAAUGAUACUAAAUAACAUGGGUGUUUGCCUGCUAUAUGAGGGCAAACUAAAAGAUGCUAUCAAACUAUUCGAACACGCCAUCAAUUUGAAUCCGCAAAAAUCGCUGAAUGAGAGCUUAUUGGUAAAUUUAUCCACACUUUAUGAGUUGGAGUCGAAUAAUUCCAAGCAUAAAAAGCUAAAUUUACUGCGGCUAAUCAAUAAAUACAAACCUGAUUUGAAUAUGGAUUUAAAGAUUUGCUUGAAAUUGGAAACUGUAAAUUGAUAUGAAGUGCACACUAUAUUUAUAUAAAUUUAAAAGUUACAGUAAAAAAAGACACACACAAUAAGAAAAAAAGUAUUCAUUCGGCUUUAAGCACUAUUAUUUCUGUAAAAAUAAAAAAAAUUCCCUCCAUGCAACAAGUUAUUAUGUAAAUGUAUUGUAUAAAUGUUUGUAAUUUGUAAGUGAAAUAAAUAUAUACGACUUAUAUAUGUAUAAACUA
This is a messenger RNA of Zeugodacus cucurbitae (melon fly), 1886 nucleotides long. Its product is annotated as trafficking protein particle complex subunit 12. The transcript is spliced from 6 exons. Bases 155 to 1669 code for a protein of 504 amino acids. The record is from RefSeq and is a predicted model, not a curated record. Gene Ontology annotation, molecular function: protein binding. Gene Ontology annotation, cellular component: TRAPP complex; Golgi apparatus. Lineage: Eukaryota; Metazoa; Arthropoda; Insecta; Diptera; Tephritidae.